AUGCCAAUUGAAGGAUUUCCAAUUGCAGGUGUUUGCUUCUUUUUGACCUGUUUUGAUAACCUCUUUGACAAAUUCAGCCACGCUAGAAACAAAUCAGCGAAGGAAGAUGAACAGUUAGCUCCAAAAAAUCAAGACUCAUCGAAAUGCAGUGUAUGUGGUGAGGGAUCAGUCAUCGGCUCUUUCAUUGUGAAGCAGUAUAUCAGCGAUCGGCCACUCGAGGUUAAAAUUACACGGUCGUUGCAUCACAAGGGUCAAUUUAAGUUCAGCUUAUGUGAAUUUGCUGAUGACGUUACAGAAGAGUGUUUCAAAAACCAUGUUAUGGAUGUACUGGACACAAAGACGGUGCAUACAAACUUUGAGGAGACUGAUCACGUGACAUUAGCGCCACCUAUGUCUAAUUGUACACAUUGUGUGCUUCGAUGGCUUUUUACCACGGACGAUGCUCUCUAUACGUAUGUUGGAUGUGCUGACGUGGCCAUCAUUGAAUCAGUUCCAGAGAACAGUGUCCAAUUUCUGGAAAGGCCUAAACGUCAGGUUGUGGAAAGUACAUCUCCUGGUACUGAUAUCAUUGAAACCGUGACUGCAUCUAGUGACAUUACUGGGUCCACGAACUUUAAUCCUGAAUUAACAACAGAUGGUGGAAACCUUCAUAGUACUGGGAUACAAUCUAGUGAUACAACAUCACCGAGUAGUGGUACGUUAUUCGGUUAUACAUUUUCGCCCAAUAACGGAAUGUCAUCCAGCGCCACUGUAUCGUCUUCGCCAGCAAAUACUGAUAUGUUAUCAAGCGGGAUUGCCACGGCAAAACCAAAUGAACUGUCAUCAAGUGGAUUUGCUCACUUAGAAAUGACAACAGAUAGUGGAUUAUUUUCAACCACUGGUGUAGCGUCUAGCGAUAUCAAUUCCAUGAAGACUGGUAUGUCGUCUAGCAUAACACCGUCCGAUAACUUCAGUAAAUCAAAUAGCCAGUAUCAUGAAACCUCAAAGGUUACUUCUUUUUCCACACAAUUUAGUAAUGGUCCAGAUCCUGAGGUGACUAUUGACAACUACACGGAGGGACGUGUCGCUGAAACCGCACCAACAAGAUCUGUUAAUGUGGGGAGCGAAAUACCAAGAAGCAGAUUAUAUGAUGCAAGCAUCACUGGAGAGUAUAGAAAGGCUGCAGACUAUCAAGAAGAACAGUAUCAAAAUUCAGUACCGGUCAAACAUACAUCCAGUGUUAACACAGAAAAUGAACAGACAAUAUUUCAUUUUACACCUGAUACUGCAAAUACCCAACACGGAGGGACAGAAACGUUCUUUCAUUACUCUUCUGGCUCAUCAAAUUAUCAUCAUAGCGGAACAACCUCUAAUGUACAUCCUGGUGUUGUCGGUAACCAACCAGAGGCAACAGACCAAAUAGCUAAUCACACAUCGAGUAGCUAUGUAAAUGUUGAUACAACCGAAUCUGUCUCUCAUUUGAAUCCCGAAAUUGCAAAUACACAGAACAAUGAACAAAUCUUUCAGUUUCAGGAAAAUUUCGAUGUUAUCCCAGGCGAAUCAAAAGCGAUCUCAUCUUCAAGCACUCAACAGUAUUCACAAAGUUCAUAUUCUGCAUCUGAAACGACAAAUGUGGAGACGAAUACCACUUUGAAUGACACUAAAAGUGAUGUAGCAGAACUUUACCUUACCACGGCAAGCCCCUUUAUAACCAUUGCAGUUGAUGAGGGACCCGAUCGUGCUCAAGACGUUAUCGACAAUAGGACAGCAACGACCAAUAUCUUACAUGUUGGUGCUGAGGGCGAUUCAUAUAAUACCACUGGCCCUGAAUUCUCUACAUCUGACGGUUAUGCAGGUGGCUCUGUUUAUUCCACUGAUAGUUCCUCAACUAACGAAUAUGAAUCGACCAAACCACCAUCCGGAAUCACCCUUACAGUCAAUGAGGGCCCGAACAGAGACGUAUCACCACACAUUGACGCAAGAACCAUUAACACUAACUCCCUUAAUGUUGGGGCAAAUGGAGCGACAAGCUCAGUCUCCCAUCAAGAAACUUUCUCUAGCUAUACAGACUCGCCUUCUGAAUCGUCCCAAACAGGAGAAGCUAAUUCCGUGACGUUCCCGUAUGAGGCUGGCACUUCGAUAAAACAGAAAGUGAAUGGGAUCAGCUAUAACAUACCAACUAUGGAAAGAACCUCAGGAGACGUGAAAAGUCGGAACAAUGCUGAAAGCACGGUCACGGAAAGUUCUGGUACGAUCGACAUUCAAACAGGCAUUAUGUAUGAUCAUCCUGCCACAGGUCCAAAUUCAGCACGAAUAGAAGAGACCAUCGUGGAUUCGUCCAAAACUUCAGGGGUAGUACCUGGAACUUCACUUUCGAGUAGCUCUGGCUCGUCUGGUAGCUCGAAUACCGACCAUAACAUGGGUGGUAGUGGAAUAGCUAUGCUUGGUGACUUCUCAAAGGACGCUUUAGUGUUGGCUGGUCAAAGAGUGUCCACUGCCCCAGAGGAAUCGCCAAAAGUUCCUGAUCCUAAUGGUGUUCCCAUUGGAGGGUUUCUGGGGGGCGUUAGUAUACCUGGUUUGACGAUUGGACCGAAAAUAAAUUCUGUGGAUUAUCAGACGAGUAAUGGUGUAGCCGCUGAUCAGAAAACAUCUGGUAGUCAAAAUUUAAAUGCUGGGUCUGGAGUUGGUAUUACAAGUGAAAUUGUUUCCACAAAGACUGAUACCUUUACCAGUAGUGGGUCUUCCAGCACUGGACACAGUAAUGCAUAUACGAGUGGGUCAACUGCAGAACAACAACCAAAGCCUGAUGUAACUACCGGAGGAGGUUCAUCGUACUCUGCAAACAUUGACUUUAUUCCUCCUGUUCCAUCAAGUUUGCAGUCUGGUCUACAGGAAAAUAUCAAUGAAGUUCCACCUAAUGACGUCACAUAUACCUCGAAAACGAUCGCAGGCCAUCAAAAUGUUCAUGUUGCUAACGGAAUCAAAGUCAUGGAUGAAGCAAGCCGCGACCAGCAACACGGCACAAGUUUCAAUGGUUACAGUUGGUCGACAUAUAAUGUUACUAGAAGUAGCACUACAAAUAGCGGCAUGACACACAACACGCAAUCUGAAUCUCUUCCUACAGAAUAUCAGACAACCAAGUCGGUAUUUUCCAGUGGUUAUACAUCAAAGCCCGGCACAUUUACUGGUACACAAGUGGCUGAUCAUAGCUAUAGCGCCGUAACAGGACAAACUAGAGAUUAUAAUUCUGGCGCAAAGAGUGGACAAACAAUGGAUUACACGUCAAUGAAUAAAAUAGGACAUUCGUCAAGCAUCAGUAACACACACACAAUGGGUCAUACUGAGGUUGGUACGGGACAAGCAGACAACAUGUUUUUUGACUCGAAUAUGGCACAAUCGGAUCACGGUUACAGUGCUAGUACGGGAUUAGGUCAAUCUACAGGAAUAACUACUGCGCAAGCGCCAGAUCAUACUGCUGGAACCAGUCAGGGUCAGGUAGCGGAUCACGGACUGGGCUCCAGUGCGACACACAAAAUAACUUAUACCUCUGGUGAUACAAUGGGGAUCAUCCGAGAAGCAGCAGGCGGAGGUAACGCGAAAACAUUGGAUUCUUCCUCUGGCUCGAGUACAAUUCAAAUGACAGCUCAUACAUCAGACGCAAACAUGGGACAAGCAGUGGGCCAGGGGAUGGGUACCAGUACAGUUCAGACAAUGGAUCAUAUUUCCGGUGCAGAUACUGAGCAAAGAAAGAAUUAUUCUUCUGGUUUGACCAAAGUUCAAACAACAGACCAUACAUCAGGCAUAGAUACCUUACAAUCAAUUGACUACGGGAUUGAUCCAAGUAGUGUUCAAACAAUGGACCAUGUCUCUGGUACAAAUAUGGGUCAAAGAGUGGAUUAUUAUAGUAAGGGAGCAGAUCAAUUAUCAGUCGCAAACACGGGACAAUCAACUGGUCAAGUGUUUGAAACAGGUGGUCUGCAGACAGUGAGCCAUGCUUCAAAUGAAGGCACUGGACAAAGAAUAUCUAGCACGAGAACGGAUUACUUAUCGGAUACAAACAAUGGACAACACCUAGACCAUGCUACUGAAUCAAGUGGUGUACACUCAAUGGACAAUGCCUAUGGCGUCGAUAUGGGGCAACUAAUUGAUUUUUCGUCUGGUUCGGCUAAUGCUCAGAUGGUAGAGCAUAGAUCAGACGCAAGUACUGUCAACACAAUGGACCAUACGACUGGUACUAGCACGGGGCAAAGUUUAGACAAUGCUAAUACCUUCACAGAACAAACAACAACUCAUAUUUCUAAUGCUAAUAUCAACCAGGGACUAAACUCCAUACAGACAUAUAACAUUUCCGGUGACAAAACAGAGAUGACAAUGGAUCAUACAUCGGGCACUAGUAUUGACCAUACGAUGGACCCUACGUACGACGUCAGCAUGGGACAAACAACCCAUCAUAUGUUAACUACAAGUACUGUGGAAACAAUGGAUCCGAUGUCUAACUCAAACUUAGACCAAACAAUGGAUCAUGGCUAUAGUACCAGCGCAGGACAAACAAUGACUCAAAAUUCUGGAACCAAAGGAGAAGGAAGAGAUUAUACUUCCGGCAUUACUGCGGAACACACGCAAAGCCCUGGUACCGAAACCCACUCAAUAGGCCAUACCACAGGCAAUGUACUUGACCAGAGAUUAGAUUAUAGUUCUGAUACAGCUCCGAAUAUGGAGUAUUUUGUUGACCAAGUUACAGGACAAACGAAUAUGACACAAACAAUCGAUCCGGUUGUUGGCCAUAGCACUGUUGAGCCAAUGGGUCAUUCGUCUAUCGAUAGCAUUAGUCAAACAACGCAUUUCUCAGAUGCGGGCCAAAGAAUCAAUCAUAAUUCUGACACCUCUUUCGGACAAACAGAGGAACACAUGGCUUCCACAAUAAAGGGACAAACAAGAGAUCACUUGUCUUACGUGAAUAACAUAGAAGCAAUGAAUCAUGGUACUGGUGUCGGUGAAGGUCGUAGCGCUGGCGGUGGUGUGGAACACUUAACAGGUUAUACAUCGGGCGCACAUACGGGACAAACAAUCGGCUACACGUCCGAUGCCAGAACGGGAAAAGUAAUAACGAGUCAAACAUCUGGUAUUAGUUCUGAUAAAAACGUGCAUCAUACUUCCGACGAGGUAAUGAGGAAGGAAGCUGACCAUAGAUCUGGAACUGUUAUGGAUGGAUCAUAUGCAAACACAGCAUAUACAGAAGGUUUUUCAACAAAUACCACCCCAGAUAUAUCAUACACAAACCAGGAGGUGUGGUCGGAAUCUAGGCUCACACGUGGACCCGUUUAUACGGAUGUACCAGAAUCUGUCUCUGCGGCUGGUCAUAUGACAUCGUCAACGAAGACUGGCAAUACACACAAAGGAACAGUUCAGAAUACUAAUCAAGAAUCUACUGCUCUUCCAACAGGCACCGAGACAGCUAACAUGUUUACAACAGGAAACAUGUUCAUUAGUGAGGGUUCGACAGUAUUAGCGGCACAGCGGCCAACCGGAAUUCAAACAGACAGUUUCAAUAAAGAUAACGUUAAAACAGAUACUGGUCUCGAGAUGCCGCAAAGCAGUGGAUCUAUGUCUUAUUCUGCCACGGAGAAUACGUUUCGAAACGAGCAGGCCAUUCAUAAUCAAGGAUCUGCUGGAGGUGAAUGGUCUGGCAAAGACGCUUCUAUGAGCCUCCAGAGUCAUAUAUCGGAAGUUGGAACGUCUUAUAGCUCUCAUACUGAGCAACAAGGAUCCGACCGGGUACCAGAGAGCAUAGUUUUAGAAUCUGGAGCCGAUACAUCUGGCUCAAUUAAUGUUAAAAAUACUAAUUCGGGAUAUAACAUAGAAAGUAAAUUAGUGACAAAUUCGGAUCUUCAAAAUAAUGCGAUUGGUGACAAUCGUAUCGGUUCGUCAGUGUCUGGCGAUACUUGGAAAUAUGAAGCCGCAUCACCAGUUGUAGGGGAUGGCCACAUUUAUAGUAAUUCACAAACGAAUACUUACUUUUCAGACGGUUCAAAUAAUGGACAGCAGUUCACAAAUAAUAAAGUUGCAUCAUUUGACUCUAGUGUCAAGAGUGGGCCUAAUUCUAUGACUGGGUUCAUUCCACCUGUCCCGACCGCCUUACAUGGUUCAAUGUCGGGUAGCAAUGCUGCCCUCCAAAUACAAAACAGUUUGCUUCGAAGUGCAUCGUGGUCUGGAAAUCGAGGAGAAUCAACCCCUGUGAAAAAUAACGUCAUUUCGUCAGAUCUUCUAGGGAAGACUGAAAGUAUAAGCGAAGUUGGUACUCAAACACCAUUUGUUGAAAAUAAUGCUUUAGAGAUUUCUAAAGUGUCCAAUGCUAUAACUGAAACUGGAGCAAGUAAUCUCGAAAAUAAGCUUGGUAAUGUUGUACACGGAAGUGUGACGGCAAACACCAGGGCUGACGCUACGUUGAGCCCGGAUGGACAUAUGAUAAGAAAUCAGUACAAUGAAAUCGUUGCCGCUAAUUCUGCCCAUCAAGAGAUAAGUCCGAAAGACAUUAGCCAUGCUGAUACUGUCCGGUACCAGGAAGAUCAUACUACAACAAACGGAGCAAACGCAGCUGCCAGCAGUUUCCAUUCCGAUGUGAAACCAACCAGUAACGCUGGAUGGCAGGAAUCUCAUAUGUACAAGUCGACAACAUUUGUUACUUCUGAAAACACCAAAUCCCCUCCUCAGGGAGACAACGGAUAUCCUCCAGUCAACGAUCCACAGUAUGUUACAAAUCAGCCGAACAUCGUUACUUCAAGUUUUACAAAAUCCACAUUUCGUGAAUCAACCAUGUCACAGCAAAACCAUAAUCCAAGUCAUGCUUCUGAAAAUGUCCAAUCUGUUCAGUUUGUAAGCAAUAAUGAACAACCCAUCAGCGAUCCACAGUACACUACAAGUCAAUCGAACCUUGCUGCUUACGACAUUACAAAAUCUACCCGCGAAUCAACAACACAGGAAUCCCACAAUGCAAUACAGAGUGAUUUGAAUGGAGGUACAAAGCAACUGGACAAUAUAUUGGUGGCAGGUUCAUUUGAUCGGCCAAAUCCUGAUGUACGCGUGAAUGAUACCCAGAACAAAUCUACAUCUGACAAAGGGAAGUCUGGAAUACAGUCAACGCAACUGGUCAGAACUGUAGACGUGCCGAACGAGUUCCGCGAGUCAUCAGACAUGGCAAAUCCGAACGAUUUCUAUAGUGUUACAUCUCCAGGGGAUUCAUUACAUCGCUCUGCCGGGGAACAAAAUGCAGAUAUGUCUACCUUGAUAGCUUUUACAGAAAUUAAAAGCACAGUAGAUUCUGCCCAUCAACAAAUUACAACCGAGAGUACACCUACCAACGAAAGUGGCGUCAGCCAUCUUUCCCUUGAUACUUCAUACACUGUGGAAAAUACACCAAGUGUAAGUGGAGGAGUGGAUUACCAGUCAACGACUAGGAACAACAUACAAUAUUCUGCCACACAUGGAGCCAGUACAGGUUAUACUCAUAUUGAAUACAAUGAACCUUCACCUGGUAGUCGGGCUGCGUCAGCAAAUGAGACCGAAUUUGGUCAUGUCGUGACUCCAAACCAUCAUUUAGACACAGUUGUUGUAAGAGGAGCGGCGUUUUCAUCAGAGAAUGUACCGAGCAGACAGCAUCAUGUCGAUAUGACAUCACUAGAAGCAUUAACUGAAGUGCGAAGUGUAAUGGGAACGUCAAACCAAGAUUUAACGACAACCAACCAUUACGAUAUAAAUCAAAGAGAGACUAAUCCUGACGUGUCCAUAGAUUCCAACAUGGUGCCGUCUGUUGACUCCCAUGUAAAAAGCAACACCGGAGGAGCUGGCUCGCAUACCAACACCGUUAUACAAAGGAACCACGCGUCUACAAAUCAGCGCACUUCUGUUGAAUAUAAUGGUGCGACUACUGUAGACUCUCAUAUUGAUAUGAACACCGAUGCUGCUGACCCAAUGUUUAGUACAAUUCAUGGUACACAGCCAGAUCAUCUAAACACCGAUCAACCGACAUUGGUAGAUUUCAAUACUGCAACUAUUGGCUCAAACAAGAACACAGAAGCAGUUCAUACAGAAACAUCUCCCACUACGAACUCGCCUUGGAUGGAUGGUUACACGAUUUCUAAUUCUGCACCACCUCAAACUUCCGACUUGUUUUCCAAGGAUAGAAUCGAUGUAUCUCCAUAUGAUCCUGAUAUUCAGGCCCGUGGCAUUCACGAUGCUAUCACGACUAACGAGGGAAGUAUAAGGGAAGUUAACGAGACGACGAUGAAGAAUACUGAAACAGUCACACAGCAUUUCCGGGACUCGGCACGCAAUCUUGAUUCAAGUAGUUAUGCUGAGAACAAGCCAUUUAAAUCUACAGGUGUUCCAGAUGCAAAUAUAGAGGUCGGUAAUGGCAAUACUCAUAUGAAUAACAAUGACAUGUUGUCUACACAAGAAAUCCGCGCGACAACACAAGUCCAUAGUCCAGAUGUCAUGUCGCAAGGCUCCAUUUCAUCCAAGCACAAGACGGACAUGUUUUCUGGACACAGCUGGACACCUGGAAGCGGUGUCGAUACCAUUCAAUACCAAGAAGGCGCGGCAUCUGGAAACGUUGUCGAUAACGCCCAGUACCAAGGUAAUGUGGCACAUGGAAAUGUUGUCGAUACCAACUCUAUACUUUCUUCUCAAUACACAGAAGGUGUGGCAUCUGGAAACGGUGUAGAAACCACACAAUACGAAGAGGGCACGGUAUCUGGAAAUGCUGUCGAUAACGCCCAGUACCAAGGUAAUGUGGCACAUGGAAACGUUGUCGAUACCAACUCUAUAAUUUCCUCUCAAUACACAGAAGGUGUGGCAUCUGGAAACGGUGUAGAAACCACACAAUACCAAGAGGGCGUGACACAUGGAAACGGUGUCGAUACCAUCCAAUACCAAGAAGGCACGGCAUCUGGAAACGUUGUCGAUAACGCCCAGUACCAAGGGAAUGUGGCACAUGGAAACGUCGAUACCAACUCUAUAAUUUCUUCUCAGUAUUCAGAAGGUGUGGCAUCUGGAAACGGUGUAGAAACCAAACAAUUCAAAGAGGGCGUGGCACAUGAAAACGUUGUCGGUAACGCCCAGUACCAAGGAAAUGUGGCACAUGGAAACGUUAUCGAUACCAACUCUAUGAUUUCUUCUCAAUACGCAGGUGUGGCAUCAGGAAACAGUAUCGAUAGCAUCCAAAACCAAGGUGGCGUGGCACCUGGAAACGUUGUCGAUAACGCCCAGUACCAAGGGAAUGAGGCACAUGGAAACGUUGUCGGUACCAACUCUAUAAUUUCCUCUCAAUACACAGGUGUGUCAUCUGGAAACGGUGUAGAAACCACACAAUACCAAGAGGGCGUGACACAUGGAAACGGUGUCGAUACCAUCCAAUACCAAGAAGGCACGGCAUCUGAAAACGUUGUCGAUAACGCUCAGUACCAAGGGAAUGUGGCACAUGGAAAUGUCGAUACCAACUCUAUAAUUUCUUCUCAGUACUCAGAAGGUGUGGCAUCUGGAAACGGUGUAGAAACCACGCAAUUCAAAGAGGGCGUGGCACAUGAAAACGUUGUCGAUAACGCCCAGUACCAAGGAAAUGUGGCACAUGGAAACGUUAUCGAUACCAACUCUAUGAUUUCUUCUCAAUACGCAGGUGUGGCAUCAGGAAACAGUAUCGAUACCAUCCAAAACCAAGGUGGCGUGGCACCUGGAAACGUUGUCGAUAACACCCAGUACCAAGGGAAUGUUGCACAUGGAAACGUUGUCGGUACCGACUCUAUCAUUUCUUCUCAAUACACAAAAGGUGUGGCAUCUGGAAACGGUGUAGAAACCACACAAUACCAAGAGGGCGUGACAUAUGUAAACGGUGUCGAUACCAUUCAAUACCAAGAAGGCACGGCAUCUGAAAACGUUGUCGAUAACGCUCAGUACCAAGGGAAUGUGGCACAUGGAAAUGUCGAUACCAACUCUAUAAUUUCUUCUCAGUACUCAGAAGGUGUGGCAUCUGGAAACGGUGUAGAAACCACACAAUUCCAAGAGGGCGUGGCACAUGAAAACAUUGUCGAUAACGCCCAGUACCAAAGAAAUGUGGCACAUGGAAACGUUGUCGAUACCAAGUCUAUAAUUUCUUCUCAAUACACAGAAGGUAUGGCAUCUGGAAACGGUGUAGAAACCACACAAUACCUAGAAGGCGUGGCACAUAGAAAUCUUGUUAAAUCCAAUUCUACGAAUUCAGCUCAAUAUAUAGAAGGCGCGGCCCCUGGUAGCGUUGUCGAUACCACCGAAUAUCAAGGAGGCGUGACAUCUGGACAUUUCAAUAAAAAUUCUGUAAGCUCUUCUCAAUUCAUAGAGGGCGUGACAUCUGGAAAUGUUGUCGAUACCACCCAAUACCGUAGUAUUGCCACAUCUGGAAAUGUUGAAGGCUCCUCUCAAUAUCAAGAUAUAAUGUCAUCAGGAAAGGCUGCUGAAACAGGUUAUGCAGUAGCACCUCAACCUCAGGCGGAUGUUACAUCUGGCAAAAGUGGCCACGGCAUCGACACCAGUUUUAAUGCUGAUGCCAACUAUGUACAUAUGAGCAAUGCUUAUGCGAAUGAUCUACCUACGGUUAAAGGAAACACAAAUAACAUCGAUGGAACCAUGUCGUCUACAUCAAGCCUCAGUAAUACACGAACGAAUGUUGACUAUGGAUUUAUGAAUACACCUGUAUCGGAUAACGCUCAGAGAGAAUCAGUAGACAUGGCUUCUUUGAAUGCCUUGGCAGAAGUUCGAAGCAUUACUGAGGCCUCUGCUGUUGAGGCGGGAAAAUAUAUAUCAUCUGUCAGUCCAUUCUCUAACACUGUUGUACCAAGAAACAGUCCUCAAAAUAACACGAGUAAUCAAUUUGAAUCAACGGUAACAUCAGCAAUUCGUUCUGAAACAACAGGAAUUCCAACGUCACAAUUUAAAACAACUCCAACAUCCACAAAUUAUUUAGGACAUGCAGGAACAGCGACAAGUCAAUUUGAAAGUGUUCAAAUAACAAACAAUACUUUGGAAAAAGGAGGAAAGUCAAGUAAUCAGUUGGAAACAACAGGAACACCAACGUCAGCAGGACUUCAAACAUCGCAAUUUGAGUCAACGGCCACACCAAUUGACCAAUUUGAAAGUACAGGUAUGCAGACAAAUUACUUUGAGAGUGUAAAAAGCACGAACGAUUUAUUAACAACAGGUGGAACGUCGGAUAAUAAUCACGAUACGAUGGUAACACCGACGUCCCAGUUCGAAACAAUCGACAAAACCGAAGCAUAUUCAAAUACAGUGGAAACAACGGCUGCACAUAGCGAACAGAACCUUGGGUCAUCAAGUGUUGUUGUUGCAAUGAAGACGAAUCCUUCCAAUGUCGCUCACUACAGUAUUCCAGGAGUUGAUGAAAAGUUAAAAACUGGUAAUUCUGUUUCAAUGAAUGCUGGCAAUAUUUUCCAAACAGUAAAUCUUCAGGGAAGCGUUUUGGAUACUACAAGUGGUGGGGGUCAGAUGGUCCUACCAUCAAAGUCAGGCACAAGUGAAACUGUGAUCUCCUAUGGAUCUGACAGUCUUUCUCAGACGACAUCCAACCAACAAGCUGACCAAGGUCCAGUUGAGCUGACGAAAGAUCCGUUAAUGGGUCAAACAGUAUAUAAUACGAAUGUCGCACAACAUACAAUUCGAUUAAGCGACCAGGAUGCAAUGACAAUUUAUACGUUGAUCAAACAACUGAUUGAAAAAUCUGGUAGGCAAGACCUUGUCCCUGUGCUUAACUCAAUCAUCUCAAGCGGCACGAACAUCGCGCGGUCCAAACUGUUGUCUUUCCUGGACAUGAUCAGUUCUCUGGUAACAAAACAACAACUUAUCUCAAUAACAGACAUCAUGAAUCCAGAUGGAAGUAAUCGUACUGCUACAGACACAUACACUGGUGAUGUGUAUUCGGUUGGGAGUACAUCAAACAUUGUCGAUGGUGUAGAUAAUCCAAGCAUAUCCUCAGGAUCAGUCGGAGCGACUGUCACAACCCAUUUUUCACAACAGAGUCAUAGUUCGAACAGUCAGCAAGGCAAUGCCGUCGUCGGAUCAAACGUGAUAAAAGGAGAUCAGAGUACAGGACAAUCAAAUGUCGACGGGUCUUCCAUUACAGGGAAAACGCAAACACAUGAGGCAACGUAUAACACGUUGACCUCAGAAAUGAUGGUACCUUUAGUCAGUGGACAGACUGUCCAAGGACAAUCCGUUGAUGGCAGAAAUACAGAAAUCACGGGAAGUAAAUCCUCUGUUAAUAUAAACGCACAAAAUGAAGCGGUCGCAGAAUAUUCAAAUACACAGCCUUCAUCAGUCACGAGGUACAGUUCAGAUGCUUUAAGAACCCAAUCUUUACAUCAGGAUCUAUCUGGGAAUGGUGUUACUGAGGGUGCUUCAUCUACACAUACUGCAGUUAAGUCGUCAAAGGAUAAACUGACACCAGUAGACACUGGAAAUGUUGACAGUAAUUUUAUGACGUCAGAAUCUAUCACCAUCUUAAAAUCAAAACAUUUUGGUAAUAACGUGGUUCUGGGAGGCGAAGGUGGUUCUGUGAUGUCCAAUACAAAUACUUUGCAAUCACAAGGAGCCACCUACACUGCUGAAGCACAGGCAGAUGGUAACAACACAGCAGGGCGUGAAUCUUCAUCUAUCACAUUGACGAAUACAAAUAUUGUCAACCAAGACAGUAUCACUUCCACAACGCCAGGUUAUACGCAGGAUAUUAACCCUGAAUUUACUGCUGUUGCUAAUAAUGCUAAUUCUGUUUCUGAACACAAUAAUUUUCUUCUGCACAAACCUGAUUUUCCUACUAGUUCAGCUGGCCACUCUAUUAGCAUACUGGAGUCGACAGGCACAGGCUUUGUCACUCACGCUCUGCCGCAAGACGGAGGGUUUGUCGCCUUAGAUGCACGUGGUAUCGAAGGAAAUACCAUUGAAGAACCAGCUUCAGCUUUGAGAACGGAAGUCGAAAGAGCGUUAUCAAAACCAGAUACCUCUUCAACAUAUAUUGAUAGUUCUGCUGGAUCUACAGGCGUCAGUAAUGGCGAUACCAUCACUGGUCAAACAGAACAGUCUUCCAUAAUUAGAUCCGGAGGAAAUCUUCCGCUCGCCACUGAAAGGAGAGAACUUACUACAAAAACAGUCCGAGUUACAGGCGGAACUGAUAAUGUUAAUACUGAAGGUGGAUUUGCUACUUCGUCAGGUUCCACUACAAAUGUUGACGCAGUCGCAACACAAGCGCACUUUACCGGUUCACCAAAUGCUGUAACGUAUACAGAGGGCAUCGGUCAGCUUACUGAAGGUUCGUCUGUAAACAGUGUCGCAACACUUAGAGAAUCUAGCAAUCCACAGGUAUUAACGGAAACUGGAAAUCAAUUAUCUGCAUCACUUCCACACACUAGGGGUUCGUCAUACGUGAAAACUGAGAGUGAACGUAAUAGUGGAUCAACUAUAAUAGAACCUGCAAAUCCAGCAGAAACAUUGAUGAGCGACAGUGCGACUAAUAUCAACAGUCUAAUGCAAAUAUCAAGUGGAGGAGCUACAAUGGAAUCUGGAAAAGAAAACAGAUUACAGAAUACAAUGUCAAAUGGCUAUGCUCUGAUGCAGAAACACUCCCUUUUCACUGGUAAUAAUGAAGGGAUCGCUGAUACGAACACUAACAUGUUGGAGUUUGUACCUUCGAAAAACACCAACACAGCGUCGAAUUCCAUUUCCGUCUUGACUACAAACACUGGAAAUACCAUAUCAAACGUUGGUAGUUCAUUAAUGCCUGGACACCACAUGAAUGGUUUUCAAACUGUUGCUGGUGGUGACAUUCACACAAAUAAGCUUGAGACCGUGCCGACAGGACCUAUCAUAGAUGGAGGUCAACUUCCUGCUGGUUCAACAUUAACAGAGACAGGAGGCCAGAUCAAUGACAUAUCGAUGCAAACAGAGCUUGGUAAACAAGCUCAUUAUGGAUCGACUCCUACAGAUACAGGAAACGGAGUUUCAGGACAGUUGACGUUAACGGGGACCCAAAGUCAGUUUACAGCAACACAAACAGGUACCGGAGGCCAGUUUUAUAGCGGAUCUACGCUUGCAGGAACCCCUGGCCAAUUACAGGGAGGGUCAUCACUGACAGAACCUGGAAUUCAGCAUUCAAGCGUAUCAACACAAGCGGAAACCACAAGCCAGUUGUAUAGCGGAUCAACACCUACUGAAUCCGGAAGCCAUUUAAAUAGUGGAUCAACAUUUACAGGAGCCGGAAGCCAGUUACAAGAAGGAUCAAUACCACUCACAGAUGCUAGAAGUCAGUUUAAUAGCGGAUCAACAAUUACUGAAGUCGGAAGCCAGUUGCAAGAAGGAUCAAUACCACUCACAGAUGCUAGAAGUCAGUUUAAAAGCGGAUCAACAUUUACAGGAGCCAUAAGCCAGUUACAAGAAGGAGCAAUGCCACUCACAGAUGCUAGAAGUCAGUUUAAUAGCGGAUCAACAAUUACUGAAGUCGGAAGCCAGUUGCAAGAAGGAUCAAUACCACUCACAGAUGCUAGAAGUCAGUUUAAUAGCGGAUCAACAAUUACUGAAGUCGGAAGCCAGUUUCAAGAAGGAUCAAUACCACUCACAGAUGCUAGAAGUCAGUUUAAAAGCGGAUCAACAAUUACUGAAGUCGGAAGCCAGUUGCAAGAAGGAGCAACACUAACAGAAGCUCAAAGUCAGUUUAAAAGCGGAUCAACAAUUACUGAAGUCGGCAGCCAGUUAGAAGGAGGAUCAACAGUAACAGACACUAGAAAUCAGUUCAUAGAUGGAUAUAAACCAAAUGCAAAUCAAUUAAAUAGUCAAACAAUACUAACAGAAACUGAAAACACAUUUAUGGGAGGAUCAUCUCUUAAAGGUGCAUCACCAGAAUCCGGUAGUCAGAUAACACUUACAGAAACGGGAAGUCAGUUGAUAGGAGGACCAACACGAACAGGAAGUCGACUUAAUAGCGAGUCAGUACAAACAUCAAUAGGAAGUCAAUUCGUUGGCGAAUCAACACAGACAGAACCCGGAACUCAGUUUACAGAUGCAUCCACGCUGUCAGAACCACAAGGACGAUUUGAUGGUGUGGCAAGGCUUGCAAACACAGUAGAUCAACUAAAUGGUGGAUCAGUGUUGCAAGACGCAGGGAAUCUGUCUUCUGUUGGAUCGACGCGAACAGAAAUUAGUAGUCAGCUUAACGUCAAAUCGUCUGUUACAGACUCAGGAGGACCGUCGACUGGAAGUGGUACAUCUAAAAAAGCCGUGGGUCAGUUUUCAGGAACCUCAAUGUCAUCAGAAUUUAGAAGUCAGACUAUCGGAGGAUCAGGAUUAGCAGAGGCUGAAAAUCCAAGAUAUGCGGAAACGGGAGGUCACUCUUCUGGAACUUCGAUGCUUGCGGAUAUGAUAUCAGGUCGGAUGACUGGAAUACCGUAUGAGGCUGGAAGACAAUUAAUUGGAGAAGCAAUGUUGGAUGUUACCACAUCGCCCAAUCCUGCUUCUACAGGUCGCAUUUCCGAAAUUUCAAGAGAGGUAAACGAAUCAGGACAAUAUACUGGAAAUGUCCAUACUCCUCUACUAUCGAAAAAUACUGGACCUUCUGGCAGCUCGUCCGUGCUUGUACGGGAACAAAGCGUUACAACAACCGUUACAGGUCCGGGUUCUCAGCAUGAAGGCGUCCUUGGCAACCUUGACCGAAAUUCAGGAAGUUCAGGUUUGACUGAUACAAGGACUUCGUUUACCGCUAGUCAAACAUUAGGCUCCACGACAGAUUCAGUUAAAACUUUACCUGGAACCUCUUUAGAUGUUCCUGGAAACUCAAAUAUACUAGACAGCUCCCACAUCAGUUAUUCAAAUGUGAAUAGCGAAAGUCCAUCGAGUAACAAUAUGAUUGUUAGAGAGGGUAUCCAGUCAUUGGAUGGUUCGUCUACGCUUAAUACAUUAAUGACAGGUGGUUUAAAAACUAUGUCACAGCAGAUAGGUAAUACAUUCGCACAUGGAAUUCAAGACCCGGGCAAUAGUGGUACAGGGGUUUUAACACAAACAAGUCAAAGUGCCUCGUCGAAUACAAUCAGACCAUCGUCGGUUUCAAAUUUACCUCCACCCCCACACAGUUUUCUUAUUCCGGAACCUGUACAUCACUUGUUAGUCAAAACACAGAGAACAUCUUCCCGGUCCUCUUCCCCCUCCUCCUCAACAAAAGGGUCUGCCGGCAAAGGUAUCGGUAACGCACUUGGAAAUGUCGAUCGAGAUCUACUUUAUAGUAACAAAGGUACGACAUCAUUUCAAAAGACCAGAAUAAUGUCUCCUUCAUCAUCCCGGUCGAACUGGUUAGAAAAUGCUCUUGGUAGUGGCCUUCAGGAAACUAGUCAGAGUUCUAAAAAGGCUGAAGGGAUAACCCAUCAGUCUUCAACGCCGUUUUCGAAAACCGGCUCCUCCUCCCCGCAGAAAACUAUCAACACAAAAGUAGGUAAUUCGAAGGACGUGAUCAGCCGAGAGCAACUACUGUCUAACGCCCGAGCUCUGGCAAAUGUUGGUAUCUUAAGAGGUGGGGCAGCGGAUAUUAAUAAUAUUCUAAGUAGUUUGUCUCGCAAUGGUGUAUCUAAUACACAGCUGUUUGGACGGACAUUGAAUCUGAAAAAAACAAAGACUCCCGUAACCCUCGAUCCACAUAGGCCCGUUCACUCACUUGUGACAUCGAGUACAACACAUAGCCAGUUCAACAGUCCUGUAAGAACUACCGCGGAUCAAAUACGUCUAGAAAAUAUUUUAAACGGUAGAAUGAGUACCAAUAUUCCAUCAUUAACUGAUACCACGGUAUCACAAUCUCCUAGCGAACGUUUGGGAAUUACCAAGACCUCUACAUCGUUUAAAACAUCAAGUCUUCCACCUAUUUCGUCUGGACUGACCUCCGUGAUGCCACACCUUAUCGGGAACGGUCCUGGUAUCCCAGCCCAGAGAUUUCGGGGAGCUAAUGUAAGGCUUAGCAAUAUAAUCGGUCUGUCUAACAGCAAGACAGGGGAAACGAACUUGUCAUCUCGUUCUACAGAUGGCAAAGUGAAAACGUCCAGCACUAGUGGUAACAUUGCUGGGAAUACUGUGGUAUUUGAGGGCAAUCAAAAUAACGUCAAAGCCAACAAGGCAGGAGGGACCAGUGCAAAUAGUAGAGGAAGUGUUGAAAAUUCUAUAACUUCUGACAGAAGUAUUCAUGCAAAUGUCGACAAAUUGAAUGAAAUCAAUCAGAACUCAGGUGGAAGCAAUACCAAAGUUGUCACAACAGGGGACAGAAUGAUAACGGAAACCACGAAUCACAAAACUAUUAACGGAACCACCGAAAUUACCACAACUACAAAAACACUAGACGGAAGUUCUGGGGGAGGAAAGUCCACGACUACUGUUACAACUACAACUACUAGCAACCCCGGCUCUGCCGCAUUCCACAAAGCGGGUACCCUUGCUAGUAUUGGACUUUCUUCUGACGGCUUCCGUUUCACGACGUCAUCAACUACGGUUAUUUCAGGACAGGAGUCACAGUCUGUCUGUCCCGGUCGGAGCCUCAUGUGUGGAGCCAAGGGAGAUUUUAGUAACACUAUUGGCUCAAAUCUUUGGUGCAUAAAUAGCUGCCUCAUCGACCGCCGCAUGUGUAGAAGUGAAAAAUGUGAGUGUAGUUGUACGGCGACAAUGCGAUAUGUUCAGCAGGUAGGUGGUGUACUUGGUGGAUCCUCCGGAAAUGGAUUGAUGGGUACCGGAAGCCGUAUUAUCGAAUCGUCAAAUUCCUUCCAGACACAAAAGCCAUUCGGAACAAUGAAUACCUUCGGGAGAUCGGGUAGUAUUUCUAACCCAUCCAGAACAUCAAACUCUUUCCAGACAACAAAAACAAUAAAGACGACCAAGACUUUUGGAAAUAACCAAAUACCACCUGAAUCACAGAUAGGCAACAACCUUCUUAGCGCUUCAGGACGCAGCUCAAACAGUGGUUCAGCUAAUAGGGGAUUUUCCUCGGCAAACAACCGAAAUAUCGAACAGGGAUCCCCCGGUGUUAUGACUGCCUCGGGGCAACGAAUGAAAUGUAAAGGUAUGGGGCCAUUCGAGUCAGUUGCGGGAAUGGUCUCGUGGUGUGAAACGGAGUGUUCUUCGACAAUGAAUAUCAAUUGCCAUCCCACCACGUGUAAGUGUACGUACGUAACUAACGUAAGAUAA
This is a messenger RNA of Ylistrum balloti, 18219 nucleotides long. RefSeq names its product mucin-19-like. The coding region runs from base 1 to 18219 and encodes 6072 amino acids. NCBI's taxonomy places the organism in Eukaryota, Metazoa, Mollusca, Bivalvia, Pectinida, Pectinidae. The record is from RefSeq and is a predicted model, not a curated record. The transcript is spliced from 3 exons.